Molecule: messenger RNA, 1215 nt
Organism: Ipomoea triloba (trilobed morning glory)
Lineage: Eukaryota; Viridiplantae; Streptophyta; Magnoliopsida; Solanales; Convolvulaceae
Product: LOB domain-containing protein 38-like
Exons: 2
Coding region: 337-936 (199 amino acids)
Biological process (GO): regulation of gene expression
Source: RefSeq, a predicted model, not a curated record
AGCCGCUAUCACCAAACACUUCGGAACACUCUCCCACGCACUUCUCCAUGCGUUCUCUUCUUCUUCUUCUUCAACAUUUUAUAUCUCUCCCUCCAUAACCCUAACCAUGCUCAAUUUUUAACCCGAGUUAAACUGCUCACUAUCCCGGCCGCCUCACCUCUUCAGUCUUUACUCCAUCUAUAAAUCUCCCUACCUUCCUUCUCUUCCAUCGAUCUAUCUCUAAACUCUGAUGAAUCUAUUGUUUCUUGCUUCUCUCUCAAGCAAAGUAUUGUUUGUUUUUAGAUAGAGGGCGAGCCGAUUAAGCUGGGCGUUAUUGUUAGUUAGUUAGAUGCGGCGAUGAGUUGCAACGGCUGCCGGAUUCUCCGAAAGGGUUGCAAUGAGAAUUGCAUACUCAGAGAAAGCCUCCAGGGCAUUACAACUCCUCAAGCUCAAGCUAAUGCGACUCUCUUCGUCGCUAAAUUCUUCGGCCGGGCCGGGCUCAUGUCGUUCCUCUCCUCCGUUCCCGCCUCCCAGAGGCCAGCGUUGUUCCAAUCGCUGCUAUUUGAAGCCUGUGGACGGACGGUGAACCCGGUGCACGGAGCCGUGGGACUGCUGUGGACAGGGAACUGGCACCUGUGCCAGACGGCGGUGGAGACGGUGUUGCGAGGCGGAGUAUUGCACGCGCCGUCGGAUUUCGCAGGCGAUUCGGCGGAGGAGACCGACGAUGCGAAAUUGUUCAAUCCGCAUGAAGCGAGUGUAAGAUCGGUGAUUGACGAUCUAGAUCUGGGGCUGAGGAUGUCCAGUGAAGGGAAGGUAAACCGGCAAACGGCGAUGAGGAGGAGGAGUCGGAGGCGCGGAACGCCGUCGGAGGAGUCGGAAAUCACUACUUCAGAGAGCUGUUAUGCGUACCAUCAAAAUGAGGGAAACGACGUUAAGCUUCUCAGACUCUUCUUCUGAAGCACAACAAGGAAUUUCCAUAAACAAUAUAAAAUAGCUAUGAAAUUUUGGGGUUUUUUUUAAUUCCUAUUUUAAAAUAUAAUUAAACCUUAGAAAAUCAACUUCGAAGUUGAAAAUUUUUGGAGGUUAAAAGCAACAGCCGGCGGCGAUCCGAUCCUCCGGUAUUAUGUUGACGGACGGAGUACGUAUUGUACGUCCUAAUGUCAUUUUGCUAGUACUAAAAAAAAUGUUACUACGUAUUUUGUUAAGGGAGUAAUAAAUUUAUAUGUUAUAUUGAUC